Danio rerio (zebrafish) is the source of this 923-nucleotide messenger RNA. NCBI's taxonomy places the organism in Eukaryota, Metazoa, Chordata, Actinopteri, Cypriniformes, Danionidae. The record is from RefSeq and is a predicted model, not a curated record.
AUCAAUCUCUCACCGUAGAAUCCCUCUGAAAUCUGUACUUAUCUUGGACUGUGUGGUGGCCGUGAUAGUGGCAAGAUUAAAGACCUUCUGCUUAAUCACAUGUCGAAGACUGGAACAAUGCCACCUAUGCAGAUGGAGUCGUCUGUCCAGUGCUCUGUUUGCACAUACAUCGUCAGCACACUUGGCUUUCUGUUCCCCAAAGAGAGGACUCAGAACAUCAUAACUGUCCUGCUUGAGAGUUUGUGCAAGGAGUUUCCUCCUCUGGUUCAGCCACAGUGCAAUAAGUUGGUUGGAAAAUACGUCCAGAUGUUGGUUGACAUGCUGCUGAACAACACCUCUCCCAACUUCAUUUGCACUCUGCUUCGUCUAUGUGAAAUAUCUGAGCGUCAGAUCAACACUCUUGCACUUUCUAACUGUGAUUCCUGCCUUACAUUGGCGGUUCUUACUCAAAUGCAUCUGGGCUCCAAUGCCACUGAGCACCAAGCUGCUUCUUUCCUGGACAGUGUCUGCCAGUUGAACCCCAACGCCAUGCCAAAGUGCGAGACUUACAUUGAGCGUAAUGGAAAACAACUCAGUCUGUUUCUGAGCAAACAGCAGGGGGCGCUUGACACUUGCAAGAGUGCAAAUUUGUGCCCUUCUGAUGAUAAGGAGUCUGUGAUUACGGCUGACCCCUGUAGUCUCGGACCAAAAUACAGCUGCAGAGACCUCCAGACUGCUGUCGAGUGUGGGGCAUUUUCCUUUUGCCAGAAGUCUGUGUGGGCAUGAAUCUGUUUCGGCUGUGCUUACUAAAGAAACAGAGUGAACGGUGAAGGCGUAUUUCCAGCAUGUGUGUGUGUGCGUGUUCUAACAGCAUCUUUGCAUUAUUAAUGUAGUAUUUCUGAAAGGCUGAUGGACUCAUUAAACCAACUCCACUAUUUUUCCCC